ACACCACCAAAAAAUUUGGGAAAGGCAGUAAAGAAGGCUGGUAAAGCCCAAAAGAACGUCGCUAAGUCCGACAAGAAGAAGAGGCGUAAGAGGAAGGAAAGCUAUGCUAUUUACAUCUACAAAGUUUUGAAACAAGUCCACCCUGAUACUGGAGUCUCCAGCAAGGCAAUGAGCAUCAUGAACAGCUUUGUCAACGAUCUUUUCGAACGUAUUGCUGCUGAAUCUUCCCGAUUGGCUCAUUACAACAAGAGAUCCACCAUAACAUCUAGGGAAAUCCAGACUGCUGUCAGGCUUAUGCUUCCUGGUGAGCUCGCUAAGCACGCCGUCUCUGAGGGCACGAAAGCUGUAACAAAUUAUACAAGUUCAAAAUAA
This is a messenger RNA of Belonocnema kinseyi, 372 nucleotides long. RefSeq names its product histone H2B-like. Lineage: Eukaryota; Metazoa; Arthropoda; Insecta; Hymenoptera; Cynipidae. The annotation marks the transcript as partial. Gene Ontology annotation, cellular component: nucleosome. The record is from RefSeq and is a predicted model, not a curated record. Gene Ontology annotation, molecular function: structural constituent of chromatin; protein heterodimerization activity; DNA binding. The transcript is spliced from 2 exons.